UUUCUCUCUGACAUAAACUGGCGGAUUGCGAUUUGCAAUAUUUGCAACACAGUGUAGAUCGCCUUUAACUUUGACAUCUGACGGGAUCAGUUUAUUUCUUUCUCAAGAGAUAGAAUAAGCAGAAGAUGGCACGGCUUGUUUCAAAAUCGGCUGAAUUGGUAAAACUUGGUGUUACUCAAGCAAAGCCUGUAUUGCAAGUAUGGUUGCAGUAUGCCAAAGUAGAACUGACGCCACCCACUCUAAAAGACAUCUCAGCAAUUCGUAAUGGAUUUUCACAAUUGAUCCAUUCUGCACGGACUGGGCGUUAUCGUGAUGUUACCGUGCGUCAAGGUAUCAUAAAUACCUUAGUAGCUGUUGAAGUAUAUUGCUGGUUCUUUGUUGGAGAAUGUAUCGGAAAGCGACAUAUUGUUGGAUAUGAUGUAUAAGUACAUGUAUAAUUUUAUACAGAAUCCUGUAUAAAUUAGACUUACUCGUAAAUAUAUAAAAAUA
Trachymyrmex septentrionalis is the source of this 489-nucleotide messenger RNA. It is a transcript of the gene ATPsynG, whose product is annotated as ATP synthase subunit g, mitochondrial. Gene Ontology annotation, biological process: proton motive force-driven ATP synthesis. Gene Ontology annotation, molecular function: proton transmembrane transporter activity. The transcript has 2 exons. Lineage: Eukaryota; Metazoa; Arthropoda; Insecta; Hymenoptera; Formicidae. Bases 126 to 425 code for a protein of 99 amino acids. The record is from RefSeq and is a predicted model, not a curated record.